CGGGCCUCAGCCAUCGCAAGCACUUUAAUUUUAGCCACUUGCGCAGCCAAUACCACCAGCAACUUAAAAAGAAUGACCUCGCGCAAACGCAACGACCCCUUCGAUCUCGCUGCCAGCGAUGACGACGACCAAGACAAGGGCUACGACUCGGCCGCCGACGAAGAAGCACAGAGCAAAGGCGCGCUGCGCUCCGCCAAACGGCGCCGGGUGAACGACACCGACAAUCUUCAUGGGCUGGACUCGGACGACUCCGAUCUUGAUGCAGCGUCUGACAGCGAGGAGGAGAGAUCCAAGGGCAAGGGCAGGGCCAAGGCCAAGAAACCCACGACUCGCGCUGCUACGGCGGCCUCCGGGGACGAAGAUGAAGAUGAUGAAGAAGAAGAUGCCGCGGCAGAAGAUGCUACCGCUACUUGCUCCCCCUCCAACAAGAAGAAAUCCCCACUCCUGAAGAAGGACAAGAAAAAUAAGACCGGCGUCGUAUAUCUCAGUUCGCUUCCGCCGCAUCUCAAACCAUUCGCCCUCAAAAACCUCAUCGAAGCCCGCGGCUUCGGCCCGAUCACGCGCGUCUUCCUGACGCCCGAGACGAAGAAGCGGCGCACCACGAACAAGCGCAAGACCUACGCGGACGGGUGGCUGGAGUUCGCCAGCAAGCGGACGGCCAAGAUCUGCGCCGAGGCGCUGAACGGGAACAUCAUCGGCGGGCGCAAGGGCGGGUUUUAUCACGAUGACAUCCUCAACCUCAAGUACCUGCGCGGCUUCAAGUGGAGUGAUCUCCAGGAGCAGAUCUCGCGCGAGCGGUCGGAGCGCGAGGCGCGGCAGCGCGCGGAGGACUCCAAGGCCCGCAAGGAGGAUAAGGUGUUCUUGGAGGGGGUGGAGCGCGGGAAGGUGCUGGAUGGGAUGCGGAGGAAGAAUGAGGAGAAGGAGAGGAGGAGGUUGGAGAAGUUGGCUGUCGGGGGUGCUGCUGAGGGGACUGCUGCUGCUCCUGCGGUUAAGGAGAAGAAGGAUGCUAAUGGCAAUGGCAAUGUCAAGGUUCGGCGGGUGUUUAGGCAGAAUGAGGUCAAGUUGGGACGGGAUAAGAGUACGGAUGAUUUCAAGGAUCUUGGGGCGGAGACGAAACGGGUUCUGGGGAAGAUUUUUUGAUGCUGAUGUUGCGUGCUUCAAAUCUGAUCUCUAUGAGUGUCUUCAAGGUUGCGGGUGUAUCUUGUACAGGGAGCAUUUUUUUUUCUGUCUGAUUGGUUGGCUUAUCGAUAUCCCAGUGUUCAUGAAUGAUUCCUCAAGGUUUUGGUGACUAGUUUGGAAAGAUGUU
This is a messenger RNA of Aspergillus fijiensis CBS 313.89, 1306 nucleotides long. RefSeq names its product RNA-binding ATPase activator ESF2. Gene Ontology annotation, biological process: endonucleolytic cleavage in 5'-ETS of tricistronic rRNA transcript (SSU-rRNA, 5.8S rRNA, LSU-rRNA); endonucleolytic cleavage to generate mature 5'-end of SSU-rRNA from (SSU-rRNA, 5.8S rRNA, LSU-rRNA); small-subunit processome assembly. Lineage: Eukaryota; Fungi; Ascomycota; Eurotiomycetes; Eurotiales; Aspergillaceae. Bases 73 to 1140 code for a protein of 355 amino acids. The transcript is spliced from 2 exons. The record is from RefSeq and is a predicted model, not a curated record. Gene Ontology annotation, cellular component: nucleolus. Gene Ontology annotation, molecular function: RNA binding.